This is a messenger RNA of Cryptosporidium muris RN66, 5403 nucleotides long. Its product is annotated as C2 domain-containing protein. Gene Ontology annotation, biological process: plasma membrane organization. NCBI's taxonomy places the organism in Eukaryota, Apicomplexa, Conoidasida, Eucoccidiorida, Cryptosporidiidae. The record is from RefSeq and is a predicted model, not a curated record. The transcript has a single exon. Bases 1 to 5403 code for a protein of 1800 amino acids.
AUGUGGAACCAUCCUCAAUUUUAUAAUGUGAUUGUAGAGAUUGUAGAGGUCCAGAAUUUAGUAUGGCCAACAGAUAUUGCCUUAUCUAGUAAGAAAAGUGCAUCUGAUGCUAAGCUACCCAAUCCAUUAGUUGAAGUUACUAUUAAAGGUGAUAGUUAUGCUACAGAAUCAAAGGAAGCAACAUCUUCAUGUGCAUUUAAUAAGACAUUUUACUUUCAGCAGUUAUUGUUAAAUUGGGACGAAUUUCAAAGAGCUACUGUUGAGAUACGAGUUUUACACCAAGGAUUUUUUCGUCAAGAGCUAAUAGGAAUGUAUACAGGAUCAUUUGAAAAGAUAUAUGGCUUACCAAGUCAUAGAUUACUUAAAACUCUUGUCCCGAUAACAAUUCCAGAGAGACCAUCUAUCCCAUUAGGAUAUAUUAGAUUAUCUAUAUAUGUUCUAGGUGAAAAUGAUGUAGUUAAUCCAGAAGAUUCAUAUAUUUAUGGAUCAGAAUCAUAUAGAGGAGCAAUAUCUUUUACACCUUCAUCAUUACCAGUUCCAGAAUUAGAUAUAACUUAUUAUCACUUAAAUUUUAAUGUGCACUUAGCAAGAAGCAUUUUACUACCUGAUUAUACAGACUUAACACAUCAAGAAGCAGAUGGAUAUUCACCAAAUCCUUUUGUAAGGAUAGUUGCAUUAGAUAAUGCAUUGCAAACAGCCGUUGUGAAAUCUUCAUCAUCACCAGUAUGGAAUGAAACUUUAAAGUUUCCAGUAGGUCUUCCAUGUUUAGAUGAUAGAAUUGUCUUAGAGCUUUGGGAUGCGCAAGGUGGUGGUGAUGGUCCUAGACUUGUUGCACAAACAAAGUUGAGCUUACAAGAUAUCUUUAAAAAUGAGUUAACUCCAACUUGGUUGCACUUUUAUGGUCAGACGACUGGUCUACGCGGAAAUGCAAUUAACAUAAAAGACAUUGCAAUGACUGCAAAAGUAGCUGAAGAGUCUGGGGAUCAUCAUCAAAUUACUAGUCUUGUAACUUCAUUUCAAAAUUCUUUUGGUGUGCUAAGUAUGUUUGAUAGUAAAUACACGGCUUCAUAUCCAUGUAUUGCUUAUUUAGGGCGUUUACUUGUAUCUGCAAACUUAACAAGAGUUGCAAAUCCAACCCCAAUAAAAAUCCCCUGUAAUCCAGUUGAUCUCCCUAGUGUAUCACCUUAUUUAUUUUGGGUUGAUAUAUAUGAAUUGAGUGGACUUGGAUUACCAGCUGAUGUUUAUAUUGAGCUAAGUUUGGGAUCUUGGUGUUAUUGGAUUAUUCCUAAUACAAAAAUUAAAAUAUCUGAUUCAUUCCCAUUGGAUACUGAUAUUGGUCGUAUUCCUGAUCAAGUAUUUGCAUUGCCAGAUAUUGACAUGAGUGCAGAUUUGCUUAUUCGCAUAUUUACCAGAGAUGAAUCACAAGAUAGAGCUAUUUUUCAUUCUUAUAUUAGAAUUUCUGCACAUGAUAUGUUAAAAUAUGGAUCUGAAAGACCAAAAUGGUAUCCACUACUUUCUGCUGCUCAUUACGGUAUAAUGAUAGGACAAGAUUUACCAUAUGAUCAAGCUGUUGCAUUAGCACAUAUUAAACAUUAUGGCAUGUUAUUAGGAUCAUUCAUAUUAAGAAAAAAAGAUACAGAAUAUCAAUAUGAAGAAGAUUACCUAAAUAAAUAUUCUAUAAACACUACUAGGCCAUCAAGAAUUCAAUAUAAUUUACGACGUUGGAUUUGUCGUGCUUAUAUUUUCCAAGCUAUUCGAAUACCAGCAGUAGAAUCAACUCUUCCAGAUCCUGUAGUAAUGGUAACACUUGGUGGUGGCACAGUUUUAACAGAAGUUAUUCCUAAAACGGUUAACCCUGAUUGGCAUGAAGCAUUAGUUUUUGAUGCAGCAUUACCAGAUGACUUGUCUGUUGCUCAAUGGCUUAACAUUGCUAUUUUACAUGAAGAUAUAGUACUUGGAUCUGUAGCCAUAUCUCCAUUAUAUAUUGGGUUUAUGAAAAAGAAUCGACCCGAAUGGUUUAUACUUCAAACACCACGUAUACCUGAAUGUAAGGCACGUAUUCUCUGUACAUUUGAACUUAUAAAAUUGGGAGAUAUUUCAUCAUCAAUAUUUUCAUCAGUUGCUAAUAUUAUAACGGAUGUAAAAAAAGAAUACUCAAAUAAAACUGGGAACUCAGAUGUACCACUUGAUGAUGCAAAUUGGAGAGCAUGGUAUGUACCAGAUGCAACUCCUACAUAUAUACCAUGUGAUAUACAUUUAUUUUUAAUAGGUAUACGAUUAAGGUCACAAGGUGAUAAUGGUGGAUCAUCACUUUUUUCUAUGGGCAGUUCAACUAAACCUCUGAUACAAUUAGAAUUUGGAAGAGAUCCAGAAAAACCUGAAAAUCGUUUAUGGGUAGAACAAGCAAGUGAACCAUAUCAAGGGGAUGCUGGGAAGUACAAUUAUUUACAAGAUUUCUGUCUGAAAUGCCAUAUACCUGCAUCGCCAAUUUUUCAAACAUACUUAGAAGUACGUAUAUUAGAGCCAAUAACUGUUUUUAGUGGAAAAUAUAGAGAGUUUGGAACUGCAUAUAUACAUUUAAAUCAUCAUCUACCUUGGAUAGAUGAAUAUAACCAACGUCUACUCAAAAAUGAAUUCCAAUAUAUUCCACCAAAUAUGGCUACUCAUAAAUGGCUUAGAAAUGGAAAACGAUUUUUAAGUAAAUAUUAUAAAGGUCCAUGGAAAAUAUGGAUAAGUGAUUCAGCUAACUUAUCUAAUUAUAUCCCUAAAACAGAAUUUUAUAGUACCUCAAUAUCACCAUCAUCAUCAUUAAUCACAUUACCAGAUGGAAAUACUAUUCGAAAUAUUCAUUUAAAUGAUGAUAGCGCAUUAGAUUUCUAUUCACAUUCUGGUUAUAGUAAUACAAAUAAAACUAGUAGCUCUACUUCAAGGAAUGAGUUUAUUAAAAACUAUUGUGAAGAUGAUAAUGAAGAUUAUAUUAAUAUUGAGAAGAAUGAUUUUCAACAUGGUGAUUUUUUUGAUAUAUUUUAUGAACCAUCAAAUGUAUUUUUAAUCGAUAAUGAACAACUUCUAAAUAGAAGAUCUUUAUUAUCAGGAGAAAAUUUUGAGCUUAACUUAAAAAAUAUUAUACAAGAUUUUUUCUUUAGGAAUAAUUUGGAUAUGAAAAAUGAUACUAAAUUAGAUACCAAAUCUGUUAAUAACAAUAAGAUUUAUAAACAUAAUGAUUUAUUACCAUUGGAUUAUUUAGGAAUGGAUAGAAUGCCAACAAUGUUUUAUGAGGCUGAGGAAGAUGCAUUGUCAAAAGAUCCAAAUUUACAAAUUCCAAUACAUGAUUUGGAAGCUUUAAAUUCUUGUAUAACAUCAAUGGAAUCUUAUGUAAAACCACUAUAUGAAUCAACUAAUAAUGAUGAACUGAUACCAUUAAAAAGUGAGAAUAUAUAUAACGAAAUUUCUAAGAAAAUUAAUUGGGGGAUUUCUCCAACUAAAAGUAAUAUAUCAGCAUCAAAGAAAUUAUUUAAACAGGGAGAUGGUUUAGAUUGGUUUUUUGCAAAUAAACUUCAAAAUACAAAUAACAAAGAACUAGAUUUUAUAGAUGAUGAUGACUAUACACUUGAUAAUCAAGAUAUAUCAGAUGAACAAGAUGAAUUGGGCCAGGAAUAUGAAUUAGAGCUUGAUAUGGAUGAUUUACCUUAUGACUCAGUUCCAAUCAUAUCAGCAAAUAAAUUUGGUGAAAUAGAAGUUGUCGGAUUUUUAAAAGUAUAUUGUCGUAUUUUGUCUCAAAGCAAAUUUAAAAAUAAACAAAAUAAAACUUCAAACUUAUCUAAUGAUGGAAUUAUACUACAAACACCUAAACCAAAACAAUUACCUUUAUCAAAAAGAGAAUAUUGGAGGAGUAGUAAUGAUUCAUCAAUUAAUUAUGAUAUAUUGUCAAAUUCUAUAAAUUCUGAAGAAUCAAUAUCUCCAAUGAAUAAAAUUAAUUGUAGGAGAUAUUCAUUAUCUUCUAUAAAUAGUAACGAUUUGAAUAUAGAUCAUAAUCAAACAAAUAUUUUGCCAAAUAUCCCAACUAAAAUAACAAAAUCUUCAGAUAUUAAAAACAAUAAAAAUUAUUAUUCUGAUCCUUUACUAGAAUAUUUAAAAAAACAAAUAGCAGAAAUACCACGUUUAAAAAUACGUGCAUAUAUACUUACAGGUCAUGGCUUUGUUCCACCAAGAAUACAAAAUAAGAAUGCAUUAACUGCAUUAAGUAAUAUUAAAUCAACAAAAAGUGAAGGUAGUUGGUAUCUAAAUUUAAAAACAGGUCAUGAUCAAAUUGGAAACAGUUCAAAUGGGAUAUUUGAAAUAAAUGAUUCUGAAAAUUGUGUUCAGGGAUUUUCACCAGAAUUCUAUAAAACAUAUAUAUUAGAUGCCUUAUUACCAACUAAUGCACUUUUAUCUAUAACUGUAAUGUAUAAAAAUAAUAAUUUAAAUCAAUCUUAUGGAAGAACAUAUAUUGAUAUAGAAGAUCGCUUCUUUCAUCCAAGAUAUCAAAAAAUAUUAUCAAAUCCUAAUUCUAUAUUGCCAAUUGAAAUACGACAAUUAUAUCCAUUUAAUGAUCAAUGGAAUUAUAUUCCAACAAAUUAUCCUGUAGGAAGUUUAAGAUGUUGGUUUCAUAUACUUCCACCAGAAAUAUCCUUAUUAAGACCAAUAUAUCUAUUAAAUCCACCUACUACAGAAAUAUGUCAAGUUAGAGUUGCCAUUUAUAAGUUAAGAAAUAUCCCAAUAUCUGAAUUAAUUAAUACUUCAGGAGUUACAAAUAUAUUAUCAUUUGGUGGUCCAGCAAUAUCACUUAUGGUUAAAGGUUUAAUGUCACCAAAUAGUAAUUCAAUUUUAGAAUUUGAUACAGAUACACAUUGGAAUAGUUAUGAUGGCACUGCUACAUUUAAUUGGAGAUUUGUUUUUAAUAUACCAGUACCAUGUCAAUUUCCUAUAUUACGUUUACAAGUAUGGAAUCGUGGUUUGAUAGUAUUUGGAGAUGCACUAUCAGAAUGCACUUUAGAUCUAUCAAAUGAACUAAUGAGAUCAAGAAAAAGUUAUAGCUGUGUUAAAAUUAAUCGUUCAUGGAUCAAUUUAACUCAUCCAGCUAGACUUAAUGAAAAACGUGGGGAAAUGGAAAUUGAAAUUUCAAUAUUACCACUAUCUAUAGCUGAAUCUAAACCAGUAGGUAUUGGUAGAGAUGAACCAAAUCGUGAUCCAUACUUACCAGAUGUUACAGAUCAUAGAAAUUAUAUAACAACUAGUGCAUUUGGACGUGGAUUUUUCUCAGCAACUACAAAUAUUAAAUGGGGUGCUAAAAUAUUUACAUGGAUUAUAACAUCUAUUGUUAUUAUUACAAUAUUAAUGUUACUUAUUAAACUAUUUAAAUAA